CUUAGGACGUGGGAACACUACUAGCUGACUUUGUAUUUGAUUUCAUGAAAUAGUGUGUAAUCGCCCAGCGGUUGUCUAAACUCGUUUAAAAUAACGAUACUCUCGGUGAUAUAUCACGCCAAGUGGUUUAAAAUGCCCAAGGUGUGAAAUUGUUUCGAGAAUUGUUUCGAGUUGUGUGCGAUGUCUCGACUUGUCAAAAAAUCUCCCUCUGUGUGUACGGAUCUGCCACUGGACAACGCCGAUAUUUACAACAAGCUCAGUUUGCUGAGACAACUCCUCGCUUCUUGCUUUGGUCCGACGGGAAGACUAAAACAAGUACAUAACAACAUCGGAGGACACGUUGUUACCACCUCCACCUCUUCUGUUCUAUUUCCAGCCAUUUCCUCCUCGCAGCCUUUGGUGAAUCUGAUCAAAACAUCGAUUCACAACCACGUCUCUCGUUUCAGUGACUGCGGUUUGUUUGCUGCCGGUCUUUGUUUAAGUCUCAUUGAGCAUGCACAGCAAUCUGGCCUCGCAGCAAAUGUUUCCAUCAGAAUAAACAAGCACUUGUUGGGCCUGUGCGUCAGUUACCUGCAGAGAGAAGACUGUGGAUGCAAAGUGAAGCUCGACUUCUGCAGCAGCCAGAGCCUGAUCACAUUAGCUCGCAGUGUUAUCUCCAGUAAACCCGCAUGUGUGCUGACAGAGCAGGAGAUGCUGCACAUCAGCAGGUUGGCUGUGCAAGCAUUUUUGCUGACUCUUCCCUGUAACAACCCAGGUAUUGUCAUGCUGGGCAAGACAGUGAGUGCCUACGUUGAGGGCCAUCCUGUGCUUAACUCUGCAGUGUUUCCAGGUUUACUGCUGGAUGUUACUGGUGACUUUUGCCUCAACAAGGAAGACAACCUGAAUCCAAGUCCACUGUCUGUGGUGGUGUUCAGCACAUCCCUUGCUGGAGACCUUUGUGAACUAGGAGAAGGGUUAAUCGAGGUUCCCGCAGGUGUAGACUCAGAUUUACAGAUCCUAGAACAACUCCUGGAGCUCGGCAAACAGGUGGUUACAGAUGAGGUAAAGCUCUUUGCAUGCCAGAAGGUUAUCCACCCAGUCCUCCAGCAAUACCUGAGGAGUGAAGGCGUUAUUGUGAUAGAGAGACUAGGAGCUUAUCUCAUGGAACCACUUAUUCAGCUGACAGGUGCUCAACCUGUGGCCACAUUACAUACCUCACUCCCAGCUAAGGCCUAUGGGGAGGUGAGUGAAAUCAGUGUAAGGCAGUUUGGAUCCAAGACAUUGCUGCAUUUACGACCCUCAGGGGAGUCAGCAAUCUGCACCAUGGUCCUCUGCCACAGGAACGAGACAAUGUUAAGUGAGCUGAAGGUGGUGUGUCAGAAGACAGAGCAUGUGUUGAGACUCACCAUUAGAGAUCCAGCUGCUUUACUUGGAGGUGGAUGUACUGAGACCCACUUAGCUGCUUACAUCAGACACAAGAGCAAUGAAGUAUCAGAGCCAGCAGCAGUACUGGGGUGUUCGCACUCUGAGUACCAUCUUUGCAUGGAGGGAUUCUGUUGCUCCCUGGAAUCUGUGGCCAAAGCACUGGAGCACAGUGGAGGGAAUUCUUUAAUUGAUCUGACUCACGCUCACCACUGGACCCUCCCUGCAGAUAUGACGAAAGGAGAUAUUGAGGAUAGCUUGGGCUUCUGUGGCUGUGGACUUGUGGGAAGUAGCCCAAGUAGGAAGUGGACAUACAUAAACACUAAAUACACAGCAUUCUCACCAGCAUCCCUGUCUGUGGAUCCUGCUGUGCGACCACGUGUGCUGGACUCCUUCACAGCUAAACUCAACGCACUGCAAGUAGCAGUAGAAACUGCUAAUCUUGCAUUAGAUGUGCGAUAUAUAAUUCAAGAUGUGAAUUAGUAGAUUUAUUUUUAUAAUGUGUAUGCUGUUUUUUUCUUUACAAAGGUACAAUACAAUAUUUACUAUAAAUAUACUACCUAUACCAGA
This is a messenger RNA of Solea senegalensis (Senegalese sole), 1971 nucleotides long. It is a transcript of the gene mkks, whose product is annotated as MKKS centrosomal shuttling protein. Bases 181 to 1884 code for a protein of 567 amino acids. The record is from RefSeq and is a predicted model, not a curated record. Gene Ontology annotation, molecular function: ATP binding. The transcript is spliced from 4 exons. Gene Ontology annotation, biological process: developmental process; intracellular transport; chaperone-mediated protein complex assembly. Lineage: Eukaryota; Metazoa; Chordata; Actinopteri; Pleuronectiformes; Soleidae. Gene Ontology annotation, cellular component: cytoplasm; nucleus; kinociliary basal body.